Messenger RNA from Plodia interpunctella (Indianmeal moth), 543 nucleotides. RefSeq lists its product as uncharacterized. The transcript has a single exon. Bases 1 to 543 code for a protein of 180 amino acids. The record is from RefSeq and is a predicted model, not a curated record. NCBI's taxonomy places the organism in Eukaryota, Metazoa, Arthropoda, Insecta, Lepidoptera, Pyralidae.
AUGGUCUUUGAGACCAGAGGGAAAAACAUAGAUCAGUACCCGGAAAUCCAAAUUAAUGGGAUUAAAAUACAAAGGGUUUACAAAUUUAAAUAUCUAGGUCAUAUAUUGACCUCUGGUCUCAGGGAUGACGACGACAUUGAGAGGGAGCGGAGGGUGCUGGCAAUGAGGGCAAAUAUGGUGGCUCGCAGGUUUGCUAGAUGUUCUUCAAAAGUUAAAAUUACUCUUUUUGGAGCUUAUUGUACAUCAUUUUAUACCUGCAGCCUGUGGGCCCAGUAUAGCAAAAAAUCAUACAGCGCCCUCCGAGUCCAGUACAAUAAUGCUUUCAGGAUGCUGAUAGGGCUACCAAGACGCUGUAGUGCAUCAGGGAUGUUCGCACAGAACCGCGUUGACUGUUUUUAUGCUACAAUGAGUAAAAGAUGCGCAUCCCUGGUGCGACGAGUGCGUGCGAUCGCCAACAGCAUCGUGAGCAUGAUUGCAAGCAGGCUGGACUGUGCAUAUGUCGGUCACUGCUGCUCAAUCUCACAUGGGAUUAAGCGACAGUGA